AUGGAGGACGAGAGCAGCCAGGACUCAAGCGUGCAAUAUAUGAACCUCUCCGACGACAAAGCCAUGCAUUACCGGAUCCCUGCUAGCAUUGAAGACCAAGACUACAGUGGCAUUGAAACAUCACCCAGAGUUCUUUGCCAUCAACAUGGUGUGGCGGUUGAGAGGCGUGUAGCAUUUGAAGCAUUUAACACGGGCAGGAGGUUCUUAGUCUGUCCUAAGAGUGAAGAUAACAACUGUGAGGCCAACUAUGACAAAUUGGUUGAAGAUGUGCACCAACUAUUCAAUGCUCAAGAGGAUAGGAUGGUAGAUUUCAGCUAUUUGCAGGCUAAGAUGCAGAAUGUGCAUGUUUCUGAUUCAGUUGUAUCUGACAUGAAGACAGAGAUGGGGAAGAAAGAUGCAGGAGAAGUUGAUGAACUCAAAAAAUCUAAGGAAAAGCUCACCCAGGAGAACACCCAGCUGCUCCUUCACAUGGGUGAUCUCAAGAAGGGGCAUGACAAGCUCACAGCAAGGAGGUAUCAGCUAAAGAUUCAGAUUGCUGAACUGUUGAAGUCAGAGGAGAAGAACACGCAGAAAUUGAAGGGGAUCCUGGACAUCUUGUCAGAAUGA
Messenger RNA from Aegilops tauschii subsp. strangulata, 606 nucleotides. NCBI's taxonomy places the organism in Eukaryota, Viridiplantae, Streptophyta, Magnoliopsida, Poales, Poaceae. The record is from RefSeq and is a predicted model, not a curated record.